AUGGACCUCGUCCUCGCCGGCCUCGCCGGGCCUUCCGACGCCUCCGCCUCCGUCGCCUUCGACGCCCGCGGGGCGGAGCUGCUGGCGGCGCUGCCGCGGCCCCGGGGGACCAGGGCCAAGGCCUUCUGUGGGGACACCGAGAUUCUGCCUUGCAAGACUCUCAAGGAGCAGGGCGUGUCCAAUGCCUCCACAGUGUCCUAUGUCUUUGUCCCUGCAGACUUGUGGCAUAUCUGUGACGCGUUGAGCAGAGGCAAGGCUGUCAACGCGGAGGGCAUCACUGUGCUGCACUGCGACGACUCGGCGAACUUGGCGAAAAGUGCCCUGGACCACGUGGAGCACCUCAGCUUCGGCUGGGCCAUGAACCGGAGCCUGCGCAAGGUGUGUCUGCCCUCCUUGCAGAGCCUCACCUUGGGCCACGACUUCAACCAGAGCUUGGCGGGGCUUCGCCUGCCCGAAACCCUGCAGAGCCUCACCUUCGGAGAUUGCUUCGACCAGAGCCUGGACCAGGUGGACUUCCCCAAAGAGCUGCAGAGCCUGAACUUUGGGGACUGCUUCAACCAGAGCCUGGCGAAGGUGAGGCUGCCGGGCCUGCGGAUCCUGACCUUCGGCUACUGUUUCUGCCAGAGCCUCGUAGAGGUGGACCUGAGCAGCCUGGAGCAUCUCAUUUUGGGGGACGUGUACAACGAGCCCCUGGACCAGGUGCACUUGCCUCGCCUGGUGGGCCUGAACCUUGGCCUCCACUUCGACCAGGGGCUGCAGGGGGUGGUUUUGCCCGAAGGCUUGCAGCACCUCUGCUUUGGCUGGGCAUAUUCACAGAGCCUGGCCGGCGUCAAGCUUCCGACAGGCCUCCUGUCGCUGUCCUUCGGAGACUUUGGGGAGAUGCUGACGGUGGAACUCCCCGAAAACCUCCAGUGUCUGACCAUGGGCAAGGUCUCCGUUGAGGCGCUGCAGGGGCUGGAGCUGCCGCAAAGCUUGCGGAGCCUCUGCACCGAGGACAUAGACCUGGGGGUUUUGAAGCUGAAGGGCUUGCAGAGUCUGAGCUUGGGGCAGUGCUUCAAUCGACGCCUGCCAGACCUCCCACAGAGUCUUCGGAGCCUGAGCUUCGGGAAGGCCUUCAACCAGCCUCCGUCGCACCUGCCCACCGGCCUCGAGGAGCUGACCUUUGGCGCGGAUUUCAACCAGCCCCUGCAAGGGGUCAGCUUUCCCGAGAACCUGCGGUGCCUAACCUUCGGCCACUACUUCAACUCCAGCCUGGAGAGCCUGAGCUUUCCGCAGCUGCUGCACUUGAACCUGGGCUACACCUUCAACCAGCGCCUGGAGAAGGUGGGCUUUCCAAACCUGGAAAGCCUCACCUUCGAGGGCUACUUCAACCAGAGCCUGGCAGAGGUCUCGUUGCCAGGCCUGCUGUGCCUGACGCUGGGCCGGCACUGGAACCAGCCACUGGACGGGGUCGCUCUGCCCAAAUUGCAAUCCUUGAGCUUCGGCGCGGACUUCAACCAGCCUCUGCAGGUGGUACUGCCGUGCCUGGAGCACUUGGUGCUGGGCGAGAUGUUCGACCAAAGCUUGGCCCAGGCGGAACUGGCCGCCUUGCAGAGCUUGGUGCUCGGGGACGCCUUCGAUCAGCCCCUGGCAGAGGCUGUGGCGAGGUUCCCCAAGCUGCGGAAGCUGGCUCUGGGGAAAAGCUUCCGGCGGAAGGUGCCGGAGGCUUGGGCGCUGCGGAGCUUGGAGUACCAGGGCAUCUACGUGUCCGUGGAGUAG
Effrenium voratum is the source of this 1758-nucleotide messenger RNA. Lineage: Eukaryota; Dinophyceae; Suessiales; Symbiodiniaceae. The record is from the annotation of a GenBank genome assembly.